GCUCGACCCGCUUCCGGGACAACUGGUCAGUCUCUGCCGCAGCAGCAGGACGCGUCGCUCGCAGUCGCAGGCUCGCAAGUCGCAGCGGCCGCAACGCCCCAACCUGGCCUCCUCCCAACAUUUUUAUAGCCAGCCGCCCCUCGCCGCCUAUUUCCAACGUCUCUCCAGCUCGUCUCGCAUUCCCUUCGCCUCCUCUCCGAUCCUGACAACUGUUGGCGAUCUAGGGUUUUCCCACCGGUCUCCGGUGACUCCGACCGGCCGCAGGCCUCCGCGCUGCACCCAUGGAGGGGCUCACCCUCAUCGACGUCUCCGUCGAGGACGAUCUUCUUUUCGACAUCGCCUCACCGCCCCACGCAGGGUCUCUGGUGGGCGCCGUGGCGACUUCCUCUGGCGCUUUUCCGUCGGCGGCGGGACGGGCUCCGGAUCCGGACAGUGUGAUGGAGGAGCAGGCGCUCCCCGAGCGGACGGACUCCCCGGAACAGCGGAAGGCCAAGAAGGGGGUGAACCUGCGCAAGAGCUUGGCUUGGGACAGCGCUUUUUUUACAAGUGAAGGUGUUCUCGACACUGAGGAAUUGGCCAUUGUAAACAGCACCUUCCGUAAGACGCAGGGUUCCAGGUUGCCUGGAAUCGUGGAGGAAAUGAGUAGAUCGGGGGAAUCAGCAACCUCAACUCUGGAAAGUGAAUCCUGGGUGAUGGAGAGCGUUGAGACUGAACUAUUUGACAAUGUCCGUGCUUCGAUCCAGAGGUCUCUUGGCAAACCUGAUAAAGUUCCAGGUCGGCCUGUUGCUGGCUCAAACCACCCAAAGGCCACAGCAAAUGUACCUCGUGUUGCAGUUGCAGCUAGAAAAGGUGUUGAUCGGAUGCCCCAGCCAAAGAUAAGGGCCCCUGUUUCAACAAGCCAAGGAGCCGGUGUCAGACAAAGGGCCCAAGUCACCACCAAAGAGCCUGUGGCUGCACGAGUUAAUUUACUAGGAGCUGCAGAAGCAAAGAUAUCCUCAAAACCUCCUAGAGCUUUGCCAAGAGUUGCUAUGAUGAGGUCAUCAACUACCACAGCUGUCACCUCUGGGGUUUCAGACAAAAGAAGCAGCACUGGGGGUGCUGCCAACAGGCAGGCAGCUGGUAAAACUGCCAGUACUUCAGCUGGCCUGAGAUCUGGCGGGGGUACAAAGUCUAGUUCAAUCUCAAAAUCAGGUCCCUUCACAUCAGCAGCAACUUCUCAUGGUGUGUCAAUGGACACUAAGCCGGAAGCAAAAACCAAAUCAGCAACCUUAAGCAACAAAAAUAGGACUGCCCAGAGGGUCCCUGUUCAUCCGCCAUCAAAAUCUGGUAUCAGCAAAACUAUUCCCUCAAGAUCAUCAGGGAACACGAUUCCAGCUAAGGGCCAUGCUGACCGUGCAUCACCAAGCAUUUCACCUAGCAGCUCCAUGGACAGCAUGAGCUCUGUCAUAUCUGGGGCUUCAACUGCUUCCACCGUAGGGAGGAUGAGCCAUACAUCUGAGAGUUUAAAUGGACUGUCCCCCUCCCUCAGGAAGAGCAAUGACUGCCCUCCAACUCCAAAGCUUAGGCCUCCUGUUGUCACAGAGGGUCAUUCAUCUGGAACAGCAGCACCUGGAGUUAAUUUAAAAGCUACUUCUGAAAUGACCAACCAGAGAAAAGGUUUUAAGCCAUCUGGGCUUCGGAGGCCCACACCCAAGAUUGGUUAUUUUGAUGCUGAGAAAUACAUUGACCAAAACAUCGGUGCACAGCUACAACCACAACCUUCAAAGGUCCAGUGUCUACCUGACACAACACAAUUUCAGAGCAUGAAUGUGGAUGCCGCACCAGCUACCUACGUCCAACAGGAUUCAAAACUGACAGCAACACCUCAUGAGGAAAGUUGUGCUUCCGAAAGUAAGGUCGUGAAGCUGCUGCCUCUUAAGGUGGAAGUAGAGCCUUUUAAGGUGGCGGAACCAUGCACGCACCAGACUGAUCCAGUUGUGGUCAGACCCGAAGCAGUGCAACAGCAAUCCAUGGAGAUCCAGUGCUUGCUAUAUGCCACACCAAACUCUCAGCAAACCUUUGGUCAACAAGUAUUAGAACCUAUAGUAGCACCUCAUGAGGUUAGUGCUUGCAAAAGUAACACAGUAAAGACGCCUUUGGAAACUGUGCAAAUGGAAGUAGAAGCGCCUCUAGAAGCAGUGCAAUUGGAAGCAGAAGCUUUUAAGGUGGACAAACCUGAAGCGUGCAGACACCUGGUCAGUCCAAUUGUGGUGAAACUCGAAGACAAAUUCUGUGAUCAAAAUGCUAGAGCUCUUGUCGCUGAACGUGAAGAUUGCACGCUCAUGACUGAGGCAGUGGUGGCACUGGCUACAGACUAUUCAAAAGAGAACAUUCCGGUUUUGCAUGAGAAUAUACAAGCUAAUGUGGAUGCGAGUUCAUUAGUUGAGGUGCUGACCCAGAAGUUAUCCUCCAUUUCUCUUGGGGAGGAUAACUCUAACGUGGCUCUCAGGUCCUGCAGUGAAUGAGGUUUGGAUGGUAUGCUGGUUGUUAUUUUAUUACCCUCUUGUUAUCUGUAGGCAACCGUACCGCAGCUGACGAGUCCAAUUCCCUUAACCUGCUUGUGGUGUAAAAUCCUUGUGCACAGAGCUUUAUAGAACUAAGAUUUUCUAUUGUAUGCAUGAAAACCUCAUCUUUGUCUAUUGCCGGUUUGCAAGUAAAGUGUGUUUGUUUGGUAAUUAUAUUUUACUUUGUUUAGUAAUUCACAAUGGAUACCUAGAGAGCCUGUUUGUAACUGCUAUACGAGUGGGUGAUUUUUUGUGGGAGAGGGUCUAAUGGUAUAUGUUUUGAUGUCGGUACAUAUAUAUGCCAUAUGGCUCUUCAUGCGGACAUUGUCUGUAACGUAGGUCUGCCGGCUGUGAUGAGGCACUUAUCAGCACCUGGGUGGCUGAUAGGCUACUACAUCUAUAAUUUUUAGCAGUUUCUAGAUUGGUAGUUAUAAUCAUUAGAACAUAUUAUUUAAAAAAAAAUCGUCGCGUGUCAGCCGUGGUGGCCGGGCAGCGCUGGUUGGAGCGAGACAAAAAGGUGUCUGCGGAUGGACAGGGAACACGUCCAAGCCAGCAAUGCUCGGAGGUUCCUGAAGCUGUGAACUAGAGAACCAUGCCAUCGGUGGAGGGGACGGCAUUAAUUUUUAAAAAGUCUCUUGUUUCCCUGUUGACGCACUGGACUAGAGAAGGUUUUUUUUUAGGUGACGUGGUUUCCGCAAAUCAAAGAGAAAUCUACCAGUGGGAGGUCUCCAAUCUAUGCAUAUGGCUGCUUUGCUAUUGGAUAUUUAUUUUGGUCUCUGACGCCCUGCGAAAGGUUUAAUCACACGACAUAGUCUGUUCUAUUCGUCCCCAAAACCGAACCGAAUUUUCGCUGGAUUAUUUGUACACGAUGGAGUUCCAGAGAGGACAGAAUUUCUUUUUAUUACGGGAAAUAAUCUAGGGCUAGUAGAUACUCUGCAAUAGAAAAUGUCGGACUGGCAUUAGCAACAUAUGCAUACACCCUCCUGGCCUCCUUCAAAAAAGGUUCAUUCUAGCUGUAAAUGUAGACACGCUCCUUCAAAAAAGGGUUUAGGGUUUAGGAGUUCUAGCUCUGCAGUUGAACAAGCGCUAUUUUUAGGAUGGAGGGUGUGAGCAGCGAACCCCAGCAUUGUACUACCAUGUCUGAAGUUCAGAGAAAAACAUACAUUCCAGUUUCAAACAAACUUAUGUCCAGUGAAUAAGAGUUUAUCAGCAAAGUCAUGCCUGGCGUUGCUCAUCAUUAAUGACAUCCCAGCUUCAAGGCUAGAAUCAAAUGCAAGGACAAACGAAUCAGUGCAUCGCAACGAGAGAAUUGGCAACCUUUUUUAGCUUCAGCAUGCCAUUUGAACUGAAUAGGGCACAGACCUCAGUUCCUGGCUUCCUGCUACUACAUACAUCAUGGACAAAAGAAGCAAUUUCAUUCAGAAGACGGGGGUAAAGGCCACUCCCCACUGCCCUACUCUAACAAUCUAUUCAACGCAAAACCAUUUACAACCAACAUACAUUUCGAUACGGGCAUUACACAGGGGUCUACACUACCAAAUGAAAGCCUAAAUUCUGGUGCCAAAAUUUCCACCGAAGAAAGCUGUAUUGUGGUCAGAGAGGUUCCUCCAAAGUAUUCUGAUCAUGGGCAUUGCUAGUAUGCUACCUACAUGUAUGCCACCCAAACUCCCAAAGCAUUUCUCCGAAUGCUGGGAUUUGAACUCCUAUCACAAUGCCCCCAGUAGACAUGAUCUCAUUUCAAGCAGUGUCCAUCCAUCCAUUUUCUGAUAUCUUUUGUACAGCGACGCGAUGAGUUGAUGAGCUGCGAUGAUGCCAUGUGGCAUGUAAGGCCUACAUCCCAAUCGAUCAUCACCGAUCCCUGUACCGGAUGUCCCAAUUGUCCUCGCUUUCUUUCACACCUCAGCUCAUCGUGCCUUUACAUGCUUAGAGAUUAUAGCAUAAAUCCCGGUAGUGUCUAUCCCCAGCUCAUAACUGCAAAGCAAGGUCUGGCUGCUGUGCUUCCAAAUUGAUGCCAGACGAUUGUCGGGCUGGUGGUGAACGUGGAGAUGGGAACCCGAUGUUCAAGUCCGGGCGGAGUACAUCCUUGCCUGGCUUCUGUUGCAUGUGGGGAACCAGCCCCUGCCACUGUGGUUGCCCUUGUGAUCUCGCGAAAUCUGGCUGCACCAACUGGGGAAAUAUUACCAAACCCUUGCUUUGAACCGAGUUCUCUCUAGCUACCUGGACAGGAUGCCUAAAUAACUGAGGAACGGCAUUUAUUUUGGUAUCAUCAGAAGGUUGGACGUUAGCAAAUGGCAUUUUCCAGCCACAAUUAUUGUCAAGGGAAGUUGGGCUGACAAUGGUUGGUUUGUUCUCUGUAGUAGCACCAAAUGAAAUCCAAGAUUGAGCCAUUGGAGCUGGUGGAAUGCUAUGGUUCUCCCUAACAGCAGCUGGAAAUGCUGAGAACAUGUUCCGAGGAGCAUCAAGACCUCUGUUUGGUAUAUUUACCUGGACAGGCAUUGCAGUUGUGCCUGCUGAUUUUGCAUGGUCACUGACAAUCUUCUGUCCAUUCAAAUUCAUGGCAAAAGUUGCAGCAUUUACUGAUUGAUGAUUUUUAUUGAUGAACCCAAUACUGGUCGAUGGUCUGCUUUUGUUUGAUGUUCCAACCUUUCCAUCACCAGGUCGUCCAUGGUACACCCACGUUGCUUCAUUUUUGGGCUGUAGUAUAGUUGCUUCUUGGGACUGGAACAAGGGUUUAGACUGCCCAUUUGAGGGCAUAUCAUGCCCACCAGAAGAAGCUACUGCUUGUGACUGGAAAAUUUGUUUAGGCUGCCCAUUGGAGGAAGGCAUAUCAUGCACGACAGAGGAAACUGCUGCGUGUGACUUGAAGUAGUGUUUAGGCUGCCCAUUUGAGGAAGGCAUAGCAUGCAUAUCAGAGGAAGCUGCUGCUUGUGACUGGAAGUAGUGUUUAGGCUGCCCAUUAGAGGAAUGCAUAUCAUGCACACCAGAGGAAGCUGC
This is a messenger RNA of Zea mays, 5537 nucleotides long. RefSeq lists its product as uncharacterized. NCBI's taxonomy places the organism in Eukaryota, Viridiplantae, Streptophyta, Magnoliopsida, Poales, Poaceae. Bases 282 to 2504 code for a protein of 740 amino acids. Gene Ontology annotation, molecular function: microtubule binding. The record is from RefSeq and is a predicted model, not a curated record. The transcript is spliced from 10 exons.